CCAUGCAAUAUCGCUCUCCCUCUUCUCUUCCGUUCGACAAAUAUCCCUUAUUCUUGGUUUGAUCUUUGGGGCUUCAAAAAUUCAGUUUUCUCGGGAAAAUGAAGGGAGAUCUGGGAAAUCCUUUGCAUCUUACUUCAUUGAAUCACAUCUCACUUGUGUGCAAAUCAGUUCCCGAGUCCAUUGAUUUCUAUCAGAAUACUCUCGGAUUCGUGCCUAUCAGGAGGCCUGGAUCGUUCGAUUUUGAUGGAGCCUGGUUAUUCAGCUAUGGAUUGGGAAUACAUCUUCUGCAGUCAGAAGAUCCAGAAAACAUGCCUAAGAAAACGGAAAUCAAUCCCAAGGAUAAUCAUAUUUCUUUUCAGUGUGAGAGCAUAGAUGCGGUGGAGAAGAAUCUCAAGGAAAUGGAAAUUCAUUACGUGAGGAAAAAGGUGACCGAAGGCGGAUUCGAAGUUGAUCAGCUCUUCUUCCACGACCCAGAUGGUUUCAUGAUUGAGAUAUGCAACUGUGACAACAUUCCGAUCGUCCCUCUGGACAUCUGUUCAUGCUCUCGGGUGAAUCUCCAGAUGAUGCAGCCGCAACAGAUCAAAGUGGUGCGGCCAUGAAUAUCAUCCUCGUCCUCCUUGGCGUCGUAGUCUCUUCAUCAUCAUGAGCAGCAGAUGAAAGCAAGCACGCACUAGGUGAAGUCUCAAAUUGCAAAUAAAAUAAAGUAGCAGCAGUAGGCAUUAGGUAUAGUGCCGUAUCUAAAUAAAACAGCACUGAGACUUUAGUUUGUUUUGUUUGUUUGUUGUGUGUGUGGACGCUUUUUUUCCCUUUCUUAUUUUUGAAGUAUUGUAAUGCCAAGUUCUGGACAUUCUCCUCAUUGAAUUCAAUGGCUAUGUUUGCUUUGAGAUGCA
This is a messenger RNA of Vitis riparia (riverbank grape), 890 nucleotides long. RefSeq lists its product as uncharacterized. The record is from RefSeq and is a predicted model, not a curated record. NCBI's taxonomy places the organism in Eukaryota, Viridiplantae, Streptophyta, Magnoliopsida, Vitales, Vitaceae. The transcript is spliced from 3 exons. Bases 99 to 599 code for a protein of 166 amino acids.